AUGGAUGAAACUGUUGCCGAAUUUAUCAAGAGGACCCUCUUGAAAAGCCCCAUUAUUGAAAUGAUGCCUGUCCUAAGAGCCUGGGAUUUUUUACCUGAAAAUGAACUACAGUCGGUAAACUUCAAGCAGAGGAAGGAAUUGCUUGUUCAAGACUUGGUUCUGCUUUGUGAGGAGAAUCGGGCAAAGCUCCAAGAUGCCGCCCUUCUAGACCUGACUUAUACUCAAUUUCAUCAACAUCAGAAAUUCUGGGAUGUUUUACAGAUGAGUAGAUUACCAGGUGAAGAUGCUGAUGACCUCUUUGAUGUGGAACAAUUCAAACGAUCAUUUAAGAAAAUUCUCCAGAGAGCGUUAAGAAACGUGACUGUCAGCUUCAGGACGAAGGAGAAUGCGGUGUGGAUUCGAAUUGCCUGGGGAACACAGUACCGGAGGCCAAACCAGUACAAGCCAACUUUUGUGGUCUACCACCCGCAGACAUGCUACGCCUUCGUUUCUUUCUCCCGACUCAAGAGCAACAGUCCUCUACUGGCCAGGCCUCAGUUUAAACUGCCUCACAAGCAUGCCCUGCUUGUUGCUACCAAACACCAUGAGAUUGUAAAGUUGGACCUUCGGAGCAGAUACCUGGACUCACUCAAGUCCAUCGUUUUUAAGAAAUACAAUCAGACCUUUGAAACUCACGACUCACCUUUUGAGACCCCUGCUAAAUCUUUGAUUUAUAGUGGAUUCAAGAUCACUCAUGAAAACAUAAUUGAAAAAGAGAGAGUCCAAAGAGUAACUGAAGAAACUUUUGGGAAUUAUCCUCAACCAGACUGGAAAUUUGCCCAGUAUAAGCUUGAAACCAAGUUCAAAAGCCAGUUAAGUGGAAGCAUCUUAGCUGAGAGAGAAGAACCCCUCCGAUGCCUAGUCAAGUUCUCUAGCCCGAAUCUUCUAGAAGCAUUGAAAUCCUUAGCACCUGCAGGUAUUGCAGAUGCCCCACUUUCACCAUUGCUCACUUGCAUAUCCAGUAAAGGAAGGAAUUAUUUUAAAAUUAAAGAUAAAUAAGCUGCGUAGUAUCUGAUCA
This is a messenger RNA of Suncus etruscus (white-toothed pygmy shrew), 1057 nucleotides long. It is a transcript of the gene CENPN, whose product is annotated as centromere protein N. Lineage: Eukaryota; Metazoa; Chordata; Mammalia; Eulipotyphla; Soricidae. Gene Ontology annotation, biological process: chromosome segregation; CENP-A containing chromatin assembly. The record is from RefSeq and is a predicted model, not a curated record.